Molecule: messenger RNA, 2280 nt
Organism: Knipowitschia caucasica
Lineage: Eukaryota; Metazoa; Chordata; Actinopteri; Gobiiformes; Gobiidae
Source: the annotation of a GenBank genome assembly
AUGGAGGCAGAUGGAGGUAGAGGGAGGAAGAGGGAGGCAGAGGGAGACAGAGGGAGACAGAGGGAGGUAGAGGGAGGCAGAGGGAGGCAGAGGGAGACAGAGGGAGGCAGAGGGAGGCAGAGGGAGACAGAGGGAGGUAGAGGGAGGCACAGGGAGGUAGAGGGAGGUAGAGGGAGGCAGAAGGAGGCAGAGGGAGACAGAGGGAGACAAAGGGAGGCAAAGGGAGACAGAGGGAGGCAGAGGGAGACAGAGGGAGGCAGAGGGAGAGGGAGGCAGAGGGAGGCAGAGGGAGACAGAGGGAGACAGAGGGAGGCAGAGGGAGACAGAGGGAGGCAGAGGGAGGUAGAGGGAGACAGAGGGAGGCAGAGGGAGGCAGAGGGAGACAGAGGGAGGCAGAGGGAGGCAGAGGGAGGCAGAGGGAGACAGAGGGAGACAGAGGGAGGCAGAGGGAGACAGAGGGAGGCAGAGGGAGGUAGAGGGAGACAGAGGGAGGCAGAGGGAGGCAGAGGGAGACAGAGGGAGACAGAGGGAGGCAGAGGGAGACAGAGGGAGGCAGAGGGAGAGGGAGGUAGAGGGAGGCAGAGGGAGACAGAGGGAGACAGAGGGAGACAGAGGGAGGCAGAGGGAGGCAGAGGGAGACAGAGGGAGGCAGAGGGAGGCAGAGGGAGACAGAGGGAGGCAGAGGGAGACAGAGGGAGACAGAGGGAGGUAGAGGGAGGAAGAGGGAGGCAGAGGGAGACAGAGGGAGGUAGAGGGAGGAAGAGGGAGGCAGAGGGAGACAGAGGGAGACAGAGGGAGGCAGAGGGAGGCAGAGGGAGGCAGAGGGAGGCAGAGGGAGACAGAGGGAGGCAGAGGGAGGCACAGGGAGAGGGAGACAGAGGGAGACAGAGGGAGACAGAGGGAGACAGAGGGAGGCAGAGGGAGGCAGAGGGAGGCAGAGGGAGACAGAGGGAGGCAGAGGGAGGCAGAGGGAGGCAGAGGGAGACAGAGGGAGGUAGAGGGAGGCACAGGGAGGCACAGGGAGGUAGAGGGAGGCAGAAGGAGGCAGAGGGAGACAGAGGGAGACAAAGGGAGGCAAAGGGAGACGGAGGGAGGCAGAGGGAGGUAGAGGGAGGCAGAGGGAGACAGAGGGAGGUAGAGGGAGGUAGAGGGAGGCAGAAGGAGGCAGAGGGAGACAGAGGGAGACAAAGGGAGGCAGAGGGAGACAGGGGGAGGCAGAGGGAGGUAGAGGGAGGCAGAGGGAGACAGAGGGAGACAGAGGGAGGUAGAGGGAGACAGUGGGAGGCAGAGGGAGGUAGAGGGAGACAGAGGGAGGCAGAGGGAGGUAGAGGGAGGCAGAGGGAGACAGAGGGAGGCAGAGGGAGAGGGAGACAGAGGGAGGCAGAGGGAGGUAGAGGGAGGAAGAGGGAGGAAGAGGGAGGCAGAGGGAGACAGAGGGAGGCAGAGGGAGGUAGAGGGAGACAGAGGGAGGCAGAGGGAGGUAGAGGGAGGCAGAGGGAGACAGAGGGAGACAGUGGGAGACAGAGGGAGGCAGAGGGAGGCAGAGGGAGGCAGAGGGAGGCAAAGGGAGGCAGAGGGAGGCAGAGGGAGACAGAGGGAGGCAGAGGGAGGCAGAGGGAGGUAGAGGGAGACAGAGGGAGGCAGAGGGAGGUAGAGGGAGGCAGAGGGAGACAGAGGGAGACAGUGGGAGACAGAGGGAGGCAGAGGGAGGCAGAGGGAGGCAGAGGGAGGCAGAGGGAGGUAGAGGGAGACAGAGGGAGGCAGAAGGAGGUAGAGGGAGACAGAGGGAGGCAGAGGGAGGCAGAGGGAGACAGAGGGAGACAGAGGGAGGGAGAGGGAGGCAGAGGGAGACAGAGGGAGGCAGAGGGAGGUAGAGGGAGACAGAGGGAGACAGAGGGAGGUAGAGGGAGACAGAGGGAGAGGGAGGCAGAGGGAGACAGAGGGAGGCACAGGGAGGUAGAGGGAGGUAGAGGGAGGCAGAAGGAGGCAGAGGGAGACAGAGGGAGACAAAGGGAGGCAGAGGGAGACAGAGGGAGGCAGAGGGAGGCAGAGGGAGGCAGAGGGAGACAGAGGGAGGUAGAAGGAGGCAGAGGGAGGCAGAGGAAGACAGAGGGAGGCAGAGGGAGGCAGAGGAAGACAGAGGGAGGCAGAGGGAGGCAGAGGGAGACAGAGGGAGGCAGAGGGAGACAGAGGGAGGCAGAGGGAGGCAGAGGGAGACAGAGGGAGACAGAGGGAGGUAGAGGGAGGCAGAGGGAGGCAGAGGGAGACAGAGGGAGGUAG